Molecule: messenger RNA, 7644 nt
Organism: Paramuricea clavata
Lineage: Eukaryota; Metazoa; Cnidaria; Anthozoa; Malacalcyonacea; Plexauridae
Source: the annotation of a GenBank genome assembly
UUUUAGAACAGCGAUGCACUUUUCAACAAAGGUAUGUUGUUUAACAUUGGAUACAAGGAAGCGCUCCGACUUCAUGAUUUCCAAUGUUUUGUUUUCCACGACGUUGAUCUGCUACUGGAAGACGACAGGAAUUAUUAUGGCUGUGCUUUGAAUCCGAGGCAUUUGUCUGUGGCUGUAGAUAAAUUUGGAUACAGGUACGUUUGCCGUACACGCGUAAAAAUUUGCUACAAGGUUGUCACUCACAACUUGUUGACAAAUUGUCGAAUUGCACAGAACGAUAACAAGUUGUUGGAACAACUUGUAACAAGUCUGUUGACCUCAACAAUUUUGUAGCAAGCUGUCAACAAGCAGUGCGAACACAUCCUAAUAAUAAUAAUAAUACUUUAUUUCGCUCAGAUAUAUAGUAUGUGAUAUACUACACUGCAAUAGUUUAUAACCAUUCCGAAGUUGAUGAGAAUACUGGAGACUAGUGUUAAAAAGUGCCCAAAUUAAGAAAUGAACCAAAUCACUAAAAAGACCACCUCAAAAUUAGUAAGUAUACAAAGUUUGAAGACGUUUACAUGAAUACCCUUCGAAUAUUAAGCUUUCGAAAAUCGCGAUAUUUACUAUGAAAUGCACUGUAAUUUUUGUUUGGGGGGACGCGCGUCCCAAAAACAGUCUUUUAAUCAGUAAUUUCACAAUUUUCAAAAGCUUAUUAUUCGAAGGGUAUUCAUAUAAACGUCUUCAAGCUGUGCAUACUUACUAAUUUUGAGGUGGUCUUUUUAGUGAUUUGGUUCAUUUCCUAAUUUGGGCACUUUUUAACACUCGUCCCCAGUCCACUCGUCAAUUUCGGAAUGGCUAAUACACAGAAAUAUUGCAUUUAUAUGAGCCUGGAGAUUGAGUUAACCUUAACGGUUUUCGAGUCAUGCUUGACAAGUUGUUGGAACAGCAUUACUACAAGCCUGCUGCAGGUUUGUUACAACUUGUGCGUCUUUACAUGUGUAUACUGUAAGGCUGGGAUUACACUAUACCGGAUUGAUUUUCAUACCGGAUCAAUUUUCACACCGAAGCCAAAAUCAAGGGUGUUUACACUAUGCCGCUUCGCUCUGUCGCCAGCUCGUAUCUUUUAUCGUUGCCACGGAAACAAAUAAUAAGUUUUGACCAUUUUGGACGUUUUCUCGACAGUACUUGUGAAUUAUAACUUUGUUUACAAAGCUUGACCACCGGACGUUGCUUUGUCUCGCUCUUAUCGAAAAUUGACGAGUAUUUCAUUAAAUUUUGCCCUUUUGAAAGCAAGAAGUCAAUGUUAUUACCGCUAUCUUUAUUUGUCUUCGCUAGAAAUAAUAAAUAAUUGUAAAGCGAAGCAAACAACACCUAUAAAAUAUUUAAAAGCGAGUAAAUGAAACGACAAUGUUAAAAUAUACUUGCCGAAACCUAUUUAUAGUACCGGAGCGUACCGGAUUGCUUGAUUACGCUUGGUUUUAUCCGGUACAGCACGUACCGGAUUACUUUUCAUAUCACCUCCAAAGCGAAGUGAUUUUCGCGCCGCGGCACGUACCGGAUUACAGUGGCGUAGUGUAAACAAGAGGCCAAUCCGGUACAGAAAUCGCGUCGCUUCGAUGCAAUCCGGUAUAGUGUAAUCGGGGCCUAAAUGUAUGGACAGUCGUAUAGUGGUGUCACAUAUUUGUACCUUAAUCUGAUUUAUAUUUUUAUCUCGAACGCUUUAAUACUAAUUCAUGAAUAAAUUAGCAAACCAUAUUACUUUAUCAAAAAUAUCAAAAAUCUUCACUAAUGUUUCAGUUAGACAUAUGUUUCACAGAAAUAUAUCUGCCUAUCAUGAAACAAUAUAUACUUGGUUUCUUCAAACAAAAUUAUUGUGGUGUCCAUGUUUAUUUUGCUCACAUGAUUUAUAAUUCAAUCCUAUGACUGGAGGAAAAUUAACGCAAUCUUAAUAUUUGUUCAGGUUACCUUAUUUUACUAUCUGUGGAGGCGUUGUGUCUUUCACGAAAGAACAGUUUGAGAAAAUAAACGGCUAUUCAAAUGUAUAUUGGGGUUGGGGUGGCGAAGACGAUGACUUAUACCAAAGGUAAUAAUAUUGUCGAGUUUCUGUGAUCAAUUUCAGGAAUGUUGAAACUUGGAUUAACUUAAUUCCACGCGCAUGUUUCACAUCAAAUUCGUGCAUUAUACCUUCCAUUUUUGUGUGCAAGCCAUUUUUUGCAAAAACAAUCCUUUUGCACUCGGGAACUUAAUUUUAAGAGAAAACAAGUGAAAUUUCAAUUUAAUGACCAGUUUGAAAUUGCUUACUUUUUAUAUUAAACCCCGCAUAUAAGAACCUACAACAUGCAUGGUGCUUAACAGGAAAGUUGGCUAAACGGGUUCCUAAUUAAACAGGUUCUUAUUUUCUUGAGAAUAAAGCGACUCAUUUUCUGUAGGUGUGGUAUAUAAUUUAUAUAAAAUUAUGUACAAAUUAUCUAACAAUCCAUGAUGCUGGAAAUUGCUUACAGUCACUAUAGUAUAGUAUAGUAUAGUAUAGUAUAGUAUAGUUGAGAUUGUCGUGUAGUAUUUUUACUGAAGAAUCAAACACUCAACUUAUUCAUAAGCUUAUUGCCAAAUCAUUUCAACCAUAAUAUGUCACGUGCAUUGGCUUUAAACCUGAUAAAACGCUCCUAAUUAGUAUUCUUUAUAUAAAGAAUACUAAUAGGCAGUAUCUAUAUUGUAGUCGUAUCCUCAUUAGUAUUCUUUGUAUAAAGAAUACUAAUAGGGCAGUAUAUCUAUUGAAUUUGAGCUCCACCUUUGAAUUUACUAUAUGAGUAAAUUCCUAACCUUUUCUUUCCUUAACUUUUUAAACUUUUUUUGCUUUUUAAAACUCUUUUAAAACUUUUUAAAAACUUUUUUUUUGAAAAUCUUGAAAAUCUCCCCGCCCCCGCGCGAGAAGUCGUGUCUUCUGAUAAAUUCAAAAUGUGCCGCGAAUUUAUCAUAAUGAUAAAUUCGGACGUGUUUAAGAAUUUACUCAUAUAGUAAAUUCAAAGGUGGAGCUCAUGUUGGUUUUAUUAGAAUAAAACUAAUAAACUCCUGCUCGUUUAUUAAACCGUACAUUAUAUAAAAUAUUUGUUGUUGUGUUGAUAUAUGGACAUCUUAUUUAUCUGAAUGACAUUUUCAGGGUUCUGGGUCAUUUUCAUUAUAGUUUGUGAAGAGCUUAUUUUUUAUGCCUAAAUUUUUAGUUUUGAUUCUUUUUGAUAAAAGCUUAGAAAUUCUACCCUAAACAGAUUCGUGUUUAAAGGGGCUCUGAAUAGAAUAUUUUGGUCUAACAGGUUCUUAAAUUCUCGGUUCUUAUAUGCGGGGAUUUACCUCUCUCCUCCGCAGAGGCUUCUGUUGACUUUGCAUGAUUACGAUUAGUAGUGAGAAUACACCUCUGCGGAGGAGAGAGGGAUUUUACUGUACUGCUCUCAUACCGUAAACCUCCGACUAUAAGCCCUGGGCUUAUAAUACUUUCAUAAGCAAUUUUUGAUGGGCUUAUACAAGGGGGGGGGGGGCUUAUAUACGGGGGGGCUAAUACAUGGACGAUCUUUUGUGUUUGUAACAAACAAGUCAGACAUAAACAAGUCAGUCAUAAACAGGAAAAUAAACAUGUAAAACGCGCUUUGAUUCACAUAGUCGGCUAUAAAGACAAUGACAAUGUUUUUAAAUAUCGUUCUCUGCUAUAUCAAAAGACAAUGUCAAUGUUGAAUAACGUAGUGGGCUACUGGGCUUAUAUUCGGGGAUCCUAUAUUUGGGGCUUAUAUCUCGUGCGGCACGCAUUCAAAUAUAUUUGGAACGAGGUGAGCGUUAGCAUAUGUGGUGGGCUUUAUAUCUCGGAGGGGCUUAUAUCUGGGCCAUAUCUCAAUAUAUCUCACCAAAUAUAUUUGGGGGCUUAUAUUCGGGGGGGGCUUAUAUUCGGGGGGCUUAUAGUCGGAGGUUUACGGUAAUUCUAUAUGUCGUUGCAGGAUUCGUGCGGCAAAGUACACGUUGUCGAGACCAAUGAUCGAGUUAGGUUGUUACACAAUGCUGAACGUUGGUCAUAAGAGUGCUCCAAAAGACCCUAAGAGGUUUGUAAAUACCCCAGUAUAUGGAGCUAUAAGUGAUGUGAAAUAUAUAUAUAUUCAAAAUAAACUAACAAAGUAAAUACAACCUCACUCUGAAGGCCUUACACUACACCUGCCUCGUUCCCAGGCGCUAAUAAAAUAUUUCAUGCGAGUCACUAUAUGAACGGUUCACAUGAAGUAGUGCAUCGCGACGAACAAGCGCAGGGACGCUCAUAUCCCACUCCCCUUUGCGCGCCUAUAAUGUGACGCACUACUUCAUGUAAACCUUUCAUAUAGUGACUCGUUCAGUUACCCCUACUAGUUUAGUUUAGGUUUCCUCUCGAACACUGGAUCAAUGAGGUCGGAUGUUCUCACUGGACCUCUAGAAAGAACAGUUUAGAUACGAAUAUAGAAUUAUCCAGUAUAGAGUUAAAUGUGUGUCCCUCCAAAGGAAAGGCGUGGUAAUGGGUUAAAAUUCAUUUAGGCAUAAAAAACUGCAAAGUUCAGCGAAGAGGAUGACGACAGAUGGAUUAAACUCCCUUCAAUACGACGUCAUCAAGUCCAUCAAGACAGCCGAAUAUCAACUGUACACGAAUAUUACAGUAAACAUUGGCGCGGUCUGAUUAUCUUGUGGUAGUUGACAAGAUGUCCUAUACAAUCCUGGACAAAACAUCUGCGACACUUCCAAUAGGCAAUUCCAGCUAUGGACUAAAUUUUGAUGUAGGAAAGAAAAAAAUCCAUCACCACACCUACAAAGUGCAUAUUAAAAUUAGUAAAAUUGCAAAGUUUGGUUGCGAAAUGUUGUAAAAUGUGGAAAAUAUAGCCCUGUGAAAUUUGCAAAUUCUGUAUUAAUUUGUAUUACGCGCGGGAAAAUGCAUCACAUUUGGGCCCGAAAGUGAAACGGCUAGCCGCCAUUUUGUAAAUUUCGGUUUUGUUCACUGGUUUUGUUAUAUUCACUUGUAGGUGACUAUAACAGCUUUUAAGCUAUAAAAAAAAUAAAAUACGUCAAAUUUGACCAAUAAAAAAAAACAACAAAAAAAUUUGACAAAUCAACUUGUGUAGGAUUUGUUAUGUUCACUUGUGCAAAAAUACUAAAAGUUAAUAUUGAAUAAUACUAUUGAUAAAAACCAUUAAAUAACUAAAUAAUAACGUGAUUUUUACACACUUUAUUCAACCCGCGACUCAAUAAAAUACACGGUUUGGAGCUUUUUUACAACCCGCGACUUUUUUUACCUGCGACACGCGACCAUUAGUCAAACUCAGGGUGAACAUAUAAGAAUAUAUAUAACCUUUCGUACGGUUAAAAUGGUACACCGUGGAAUAUAUAUUUAAAAUAAUCGCGCUAUAUAUUGUCUGAAGUAGGUUAGAAUACUAAGCCGCAACACACGUUCUUUCAAGUCCAUUUCAAGCCGGUAGCUGGCUCUCAAUUCUAUAUAGCACUGCUGAAAAAUUUAGCAAAUUGAAUGUUUUUGUAGAUGUCCAAAAACGUACUGGACCCCCCAUGUUUGAGAUAAUUGAGAGGGGAUGUGCUGGACCCCACGUUUGAGAUAUCUUUUUCAGGUAGUUCAAACAGAAACCACGACAGCUUACUGUAGAAUCCUACCUACACUGGAUCACCACGUUUGAGAUAUCUUUUUCAGGUAGUUCAAACACAAACCACGACAGCUUACUGUAAAAUCCUACCUACACUGGAUCACCACGUUUGAGAUAUCUCUUUCAGGUAGUUCAAACACAAACCACGACAGCUUACUGUAGAAUCCUACCUACACUGGACCACCACGUUCGAGAUAUCUUUUUCAGGUAGUUCAAACACAAACCACGGCAGCCGUUUACUGUAGAAUCCUACCUACACUAGACCACCACGUUUGGGAUAUCUUUUUCAGGCAGUUCAGACACAAGCGUAUAUUGUAGUACACUGCCUACAAUCUAAUUGUUUUGUUUUUCCCUAGUUGACAAAGCGCCCGAAGUCAGACGAGAUCAAAACCUCAACGAUAAAAGUAGCAGAGACAGGUAACACUAAAAUGACGUCAUCUGUGGUAUGACGUCAUAUCCGGUACUAUGGACGGAUCGUCCCACGGUAUACCUAUAUUGGGUCAAGCAGUCCGGAACAUCACGAGUGACUUGAAUUCAGGUAUACGAGGGGUAUAUACUUUGCAUCUAGACUUUCCUAGAUAGCAAAACUGGACUCUUAAUAUAUGGACGAAUUUGAUGAUAGGCAGAUAUAUUUCUGUGAAAGCCAUGUCUAAGGGCUUGUUCAUAUGGGCAAAAGUUAUCCCGGUUAGCGAGAAAAUUUUUCGACAAGUUUAAAAGCGAGAUCUCGCCUUGUUAUGAAAAUAAUAUGAAAAGUUACACUGCGUUCAUAUGAGACAAAAAGUCUUCCCGUGUACCGAGAUCUCGCUUGUUGACAGGCGAGAUAUCGGUGACCGGGAUAAAGUUUUCCCAUAUGAACACAACUUUCCCGCUUAGCGGGAUAACUUUCUGUCGUGUCAGCAACUUUUCAAUUCAAUUGAUGUUUAGUGCUACGUCACAGCCGAAAACUUUACCCGGUAAGCGUGAUAACGUUUCUCUCCAUAUGAACAGAACAAAAGUAUUUGGCUAGUCGAAAAGUUUUCUCGUUAACCGGGAUAACUUUUGCCCAUAUGAACAGGCCCUAACUGAACAAGUACGGCCGUAGGUCCCGUUUACAUGAGACAGGAACGAAGUCAAACCGGGACCAUUUCGUUUCGGUCAUAGUAUGUUUUAUAAUAGAUGUUUACAUGAGACCACGGGACGAAAAUAACUCAGACCGGUCUCAAGUCAUUCCGCCUGCUGGACCGAGCCGAUUGACUUCAGACCGGCAUGAAUUCAGACUGGGAUGAAUGUAAACACAAAUACAUUUCAGAACGGUCUCGGCUGUAACCUUGACAUUGGAACAACACAUGCUAACAAAAUCCAUCUAAAAAAGAAAAUUGCCUGGCAAGGGGAAUAAAUUGAAAAUUUUGUGAUUUUCGUUCCGGUCUCAUGAAAAGAUGUUGACAAUUUCAAUUUUCAUUCCGGCUCGACUUCGUCCCGGUUGGCCGGUCUCAUGCACGUAAACGGGGUCUUAUAUGUUUCACUUUUCAAAACUGAUCAUUUUGGUUAGCCAAAGGCAAUGUCACAUAAAAAAGGAGAAAUAUAUUUCAACGUUAAAUGCAAAGAUAGUAUAACUAUUAGUAUCUUCAUUGAUACUAGUGUACCAUUUCAGAAGUGAAAUUGUUUAGGGUGCGAAGCCCGCACUUCGCCCGCCCCACCGGUGCUUUAGACAAAACAAACACAUGUGCAAAUGCGGUUGAAAACAUAAUAAUUCUAGAAGAUUUUAGUUUUAUUCAAAUUAUGCCCCCCUGAUGCUUGAGGAGAAGCGAAGCGAAAAAUUGCUGUAUUCAAUGACACGAAUACAACAUAUAUAGUUGAAAAAUAUAUAUUAUAGAAAGGGAGAAAUUUCUCUUUACUUAGGAUACGGUGUGGAACAACGGAUAUAGCACUGCAUUUAAUGUAGCGCUUGGUUAAAGCAACAAAGGUGUAAGGCGUGUAACAAAGCCCUGUUCGGUAUGGCGGCGUUUAUAUUAAGUGAGAGAAUUUUAGCGAG